AUGAAGAAUCCAAUAUUUUCUGAAAAGGGUAGUUCGAAAGUACCUCAGCAUACGUUACUUCAACAACAAAAACAAAACUAUGAUCAAAAAUAUUACUCUCCAACUGAGUUAGAUAUAUCCAAUAAAAGAAAUAAGGCUAAUGAAUAUCAUUCACUGUUAAAUCGUUUACCCACUUUGGGGGAAGUCCUUGCUAGAAAGACACAAUCUCCGGUAGAUCUUGCGUCUUUCUACUUAUUCAUGCAAGAACAUGAGGGUGCAAUUGAUUACUUGGACUUUUGGCUAGAAGUAAUGCAUCAUCUUACGUUAUGUAAACAUUAUGUGAAAGGACUUCGUGAAAGUAUUAUAAGGAAUAGUGUAGCACAUCAAAACCAACAUAAUCAACUGAUACAACAUAAUACAGUGGAUGAAAUAAAAUAUCAAUCACCAACUAUCCCUGGUACUUCAAAUUUCAGAAAUUCUCAAACAUCAAGUCAAAGACAUUCUAUCCCAUUACUGGAACAAUCAAAACAUAAAUCUCUUUCAUCGUCAUUACUUCUUGAAAUGAUUAUCAAUGAUCAUGUAUUAGAAGAUACAGAUUCACAUAGAUUAUCACAAUUCUUGAGAGGUGAUCUUUCAUUCGAUAAUAAUGAUCCUAGAAUUAAGGAACUUAUUGAAGAAUAUAAUCGUGAUCAUGCCAAUGAACCAUUACCAAACCCACAAUCUGCAUCUAAUCCAAUGGUUCAUGAUUAUACUAAUGAAGUUGAUUUAUCAGCCAUUUUAGAUCAAUAUCCCCAACGUAGAAUAACUUCAGGAACAAAUUUAUUAGAUGGAGAACAUGUUGAAGAAUUCACUGAAUCAGGCCAUAUAGGAAGAGCAAAUGUAGCAUCAUUUUCUUCCAAUCCAAAGUAUGUACUGUAUCAUAGUGCAACUGGUAGUAACAUCAACGCUGAGAAUCAUCCUACCCCUACAAAUCCACCUAAUAUGUACAAAAACACUAUAAAUCCAUCAUUUUUGGAAAGACUUAUAAAAGAUUCUAAAAUGAAUGUACCAACAAAUAAUUCAGAUGGUUCAUUUGUUACAAGGGAAAAUUUAAGAGAAUCCUCUCAUAAUCUUCUUUUAAAAUAUUUUGUUGAAGAUGCAGAGAAAAAAAUUGUCAUUCCACAAGAUUUAAAUAAAUUCAUUGUGAAUGCCAUUGAAAAGGAUGGAAGAGAUGAUCCAGAUGUUUUUGGAGGAGUAAGAGAUUAUGUGUUCAAAUUAAUGGAAAGUGAACUGUUCCCAAAGUUUUUACAAACUGUUGCUAUUCAAAAUGUAACAGACUUCUCUGCAAAGGUACGGCUCAUUUCGGGAUUAAUUUUAUUAUUCUUUGGAUUAUGGAUUUCUUAUAUUCUACUUUUCUUGGAUUAUGCAAAGAGGAUACGAGCAGUUGUGGUGGUACCAUUUUUAAUUGCAUUUUAUUUGAUUGUUUCAUCAAUUUAUUAUAUUGAUCCAAUCCUUGUAUUUUGUGGAUUCAGUGAAUCAUUCGAUAGGGAUAGAAUAUUAAUUAAAUUGAGGGAGAGGUUUGUUAGAGUCUUGUUGGUUAAGAGAUCAUUAUGGGUAUUAUUCUUGAUAAUACUUUCAACAUUAGUUUUAACAUUAAUUUUUAGUUUAGUACCCGGGCACAGACUCUAA
Molecule: messenger RNA, 1647 nt
Organism: [Candida] anglica
Lineage: Eukaryota; Fungi; Ascomycota; Pichiomycetes; Serinales; Debaryomycetaceae
Source: the annotation of a GenBank genome assembly